This is a messenger RNA of [Candida] anglica, 3226 nucleotides long. The record is from the annotation of a GenBank genome assembly. Lineage: Eukaryota; Fungi; Ascomycota; Pichiomycetes; Serinales; Debaryomycetaceae.
CUCUCGAUUGUUUUUUUCCCUAAUAAAUUAACUUGUGCAAUUCAUUCUAUAGGUACCUGUAUCUUCCUGGACGAAGGGGAGAUAUCAGCGUGUGAAAUUUAAGGAUAAUAAAUUAAGAAAAAUAGAGAUUUAUAAAACAAACGGUUGUCAAUUACCGAGACUUUAGUAGAUCAUUCAUCAAUUACAAUGUCAUUUUGGCCGUUUAGCAAUUCAUUAAAUAACAACAGCAGGCUCCAAAAGUUUCUAGACACCGUUACUGAUGUUUCGUCUGUGUCUGUGGAAGAUUUGGUUGUUGACCCUGAAUUACUGCUGGAACUAAUUAGUGAGCUCCAUAACAUCAAGGGUAAUUAUAGCAAAAAUGCAUUAAGUUUUCCAAUUCUGCUGCAAUACCAGCAACUGCAAAAUGAAGAAAGCAAUUCCAACUCUUUGACUUCUAGUAGUAUGAACGGAGAGACUGCGUCUGUGUCCUCAUUUAAUAAUGAAUCGUCGAGCAACAGCAAGGAUACUCGAGGAGCAAAACUCUUGGAGAUUUUAAUUCAACCACAUAUUUUAAAUGGUUUCCUUGAUUAUAUCGUCCAAAGUGUUGUUUUCUUUCAUGAGCUUUCGCUCCAAGAAAAUACUACAUCUGUUCUUGAUGAAGUGAAUGAUACAGUGGAGGUUGAAAACGGUUCUGCUGAAAAUCCAGACAGUGGCGAUAAACUAGAGCUGGUCAAGGAAGAUUUACUCGAAAAUUCUAUUAAGGAGGAAGAUGAAGAUGAGCCUGUUGAUGAAGAAUCCGCCGAAGAAAAGCUUCGACGCUACAUUCAAGUUUCAUCCGAUGUACUCUCACUUGAUCUAUGGAUUAUACUGAAUCGAAUCAUUGAAACCCCCAUUAUCAUGAGUAAACUCUGGCUGGUGCUUUCUCUUCCAGAAUUGGGAGAAAGCUCCCCAACAGUCUCCUAUUUGGUCCAUAUAUUAGAUCAACUUAUGGAUGCUAAUAGUAUAGAACUUCUCAAUUUUGUAAGAAGACAGCCCAACUUGGUUGAUAUCUUUUUAGAAAAGAUUGAAAUACCAAUGUUGAUGGACUUUUUCCUUAGAAUCAUCCAAACUGAUAAAGCCGACUCUCCUACAGGAAUCUUAGAAACUUUAAGUCUGCAACAAUUAAUUGUUAAGUUGGUAGAAAUUUUGAAACCUCAUCCAUCUCAAUUUGUACCUAGUUCAUAUGGAAUUCCGGAUUCAGAAUUGUUUUUCAAACAAACAGCAGCAACUGACUUUCUUAAGGCAUUAGUCACCAUCUCCUCAAACACUGCAUUGGCGAUAAAUUUGGAUACCAACAUUGGACCAAAUCAACUUACUAGAGAAUUGGUAUCAAGAGAUGUUAUUCGAACCAUGGUGGAAGAUAUUAUAUUAUUCAGGCCGCCAAAAACUUCACCAUCAUCUACAAACAAACAUGGUAUUAAUAAUUGUGUGGGGAUCAUCAUUGAAUUGAUUAGAAAAAACAACUCGGAUUAUGAUUCAAACUGUGGAAUUUAUAGUGUUAUGCUUCAACAAAAUGGAGGUAACGCAGAAAAUGGUGGAGGUAGUGAAAUCAAUUCAUAUGUUAUGUUUCAAUGGCUUAAAGAUUUUGAACAAAAUCCUCCAGGUGUACGAGAUCCAAUAUAUUUAGGUGAUAUGCUUGAAAUAUUUUCUGAUCAUUUGGGAGACAUGUCUGAAUUAAUGAAUAUUUCACAAUCAGAUUCUAAUACUGAAACCUUAGGUUUUACAAAUUUCAAAAUUUCUGAAUUAAUUGCUGAAUUGUUACAUUGUUCAAAUAUGAUUUUGCUUAACUCCAAAAAGAUUAAGAAAGUGAUUCAAGUUCGAGAAUAUGUUCGCUCUCAGCAGUGUCGUAGAUUGAAAAGAGCACUUAAUGAAUCUAUUGUUUCAGAUAACUUUAGUGAAAACGGGAUUAUUAAUGAUGUUACCCAUGGUCUUGAUGAUGUUUCUUUGGAUAACGUAAGUUUGGGUAGCAAUAACGUGAAUUUGGGUAUGAGUUCCCUUAACAAUAAAAAACCGGCUCUGGUUUUGCUGUUACUGCCUCAACUGUUACACCACAAUUCCCACAGUGAAACUAUUGCAACUGAUGAUGAGAUAUCAUUUUCCAUGGAUUUAGAUAUAGAUGAAAACGACUCAGAAGACGAGGAACCUGUAAUUUCUCCAGAGAACCCAUUUGUUGACAAAGAAAGAGAUGAAACCAUCAGGGUAAGUCCUUGUGUUGGUGAUAAAUUUAAGAUUGAUCUAGUAGAUCUGGGAAUCCUUCUGCUUAUUGUUAAGAAGUUUAUUGCCUUUCCAUGGCAUAAUUUCUUUCACAAUGUCGUUUUUGAUUUGAUACAACAAAUCUUUAAUGGUAAACUCAACUCAUAUAAUUCAUUUUUAAUUGUUGAGCUUUUCAAGGAGGAACAAUGUGAUCUUACUGGCCUUAUUAUUGAUUCAUAUAAAAAUGUCACUAGUCCUCGUCCAGGUUAUAUGGGUCAUUUAAUUCUUAUUAGUGAGGAAAUAGUGAAAUUUACCUCACUUUAUAAACCUGAUCUUAUAUCGCCAGUGAUUGUUCAAGCCAUAUCCUGCAAAGGUUGGGAGUGGUUUGUUAGUGAGGUUUUACUUAAAACUAGAGAAAUUUAUAAUGCAGUUUUGGGAGCUGAUAAUGAUGACGUUGAUAUAGAGGGUUUAGCGAAAAAUUCAGGAGAUAUUGACGAACUGGACUCAUUUGGGUUUGAUUCUUCGACCGUUGGAUAUCUUGAUCUCGACGCUUAUGAUCAUGGACAAGAAAAUUCCAAAAUUAUUGUCUUGGGAGAUAAAUCCAAUCACGACCGGUUCGUCAAUGAAACCCCAGUUGAUAAUGGCGAUGGAGAAGAAGGAGAAGAUGAAGAUGAGGUAAGGUCGAACAUGCCCGAUGUUCCAAUUUCUUCUCUUCAUUCCAUGACUGCCCAUGGACAGGAUAGUAUUGAUGAUGAUGAAAGUCAAGAAGAAAAUGACUUCUUAGAAAAUUUAUCAGGCUCUAGUUCGUCUGAUGAAGAAGAUGACGAUGAAGAAGAAGAAGAAGAAGAAGAAGAAGACGCUGACGAUGAUAACGAAUUACGAAGAGUUCCCAAGCACAGUAAGUAAAUGAAAGAAAUAGAAGCUUAAAUAGGUAUAAAUAUUUUUUUUUUUUUGUAAUAGUUGAAUGUACUUUUAUUUAAAAAACACCAAAACAUUAUAUAGAUUAUAGUUCUGU